Prosopis cineraria is the source of this 519-nucleotide messenger RNA. RefSeq lists its product as uncharacterized. The record is from RefSeq and is a predicted model, not a curated record. NCBI's taxonomy places the organism in Eukaryota, Viridiplantae, Streptophyta, Magnoliopsida, Fabales, Fabaceae. The transcript has a single exon. Bases 41 to 442 code for a protein of 133 amino acids.
AUAAAAAGCCACCAUACAAUAUCUGUGUAUCUCUAUCAACAUGUCUGCUUUUGAGGAGAGGCCACUGGUGGAACACGGCCAAGAUUUCUAUGAGCAUGAACAGGAGGGUAGUGGGUGUGGCUGUUUCCGAGUUCUUAGUUUCAGAUGGUGGCGGCGGCAGCACGACGACAACAACGACGGCGGCGAUGGAGGAGAAGGGUGGCUGAUGAACAAGUUGGGGAAGAUGAAGGAGGGUUCAGAAGUAAUUGCAGGGCCUAGAUGGAAGACGUUCAUUAGAAAGAUGAAUUUGAGAAAGCAGAAGAACAGGUUUCAGUAUGAUGAACAUAGCUAUGCUCUUAAUUUCAAUAGUGAGGCUAACAGUGAAGAAGAUGACGAAGACCUGGAUUUUCCCCCCAGUUUCACCUCCAGGUUCAUUGUUCCAAUUCGCCAUACUAAUUCUUAAACAUUUUUUUUUUUAAGAUUUGAUCUUUGUUGGUCGCUUUACAUGUAUGUGUUAUUCAUUUAUUUAAAGAUCAUUAU